CCAACACCCCCACCUUUGUUUAAUCGGCCAACGACGGAUCAUUGGGCAGCGAUCAGCGAGCUCAACUGACAUGGCCAUCUCCAUCUCCUAUAUAACGGCCCUCCCAGCCAUGGCCAUGGCCUCCCCAGCACAUCAUCAACAAGGCAUCCACAUCCACUAGCUACAUGCGAGAGUGAGAGAGCUCCUGCACCAGCACCACAGCUCUCCUACACGCCCAUCGAUCAUCUCGCUUGAGCUCUGAUCUCUCUCAUAAUAAUCUAUCUGAAGAGAGACGAUGCCUCGGUUCUUCCUCUUUUGCUUGGUGUCCAGCCAGCUGGCCGCGACCGCCGUCAUGGCGCGGCCUUUCGCCACCGUCUUCCUGCUGGACGGCGGCGGCGCGAUGAGUAGCCUAGUCGUAGCAGAGGCUCCUUAUUCUGCUCCUGUCGUCGCCCUGCACGCACACUCCCUGCUGGAGGAGUCCAGGUUCGCCGGAUCGCCGAUGAGCUCGCACCACGCGGGCCACAAACCCUUCGACAGCACGUUCGCCGGCGGCAAGAUCAUAGUGGCAGGGCUCGCCGCGGCCAUCGUCGUCGCCAUCUUCUGCUACAUCCGCAUCACCAGGAAGAAGAACGUCGUGGAGCCAAAAGUCUGAUGCAUUUAUAGAUAGACAGGCCUGACUCUCUCUCUAUAUGGACUCUCGUGAUUUCUGAAACCCUUUCUAUUCUACAGAGUACAGAGUUACAGACUGCAGAGUGAGGAUAUACGGGAAGGAAGAAACAACAAACAAGUGUAACCCCCCUAGAUUUGCUGUAAUAUAUACAUUUGUGAUGAAUAGACGAUUCACCUCCUUCAAA
Molecule: messenger RNA, 833 nt
Organism: Sorghum bicolor (sorghum)
Lineage: Eukaryota; Viridiplantae; Streptophyta; Magnoliopsida; Poales; Poaceae
Exons: 1
Coding region: 275-631 (118 amino acids)
Source: RefSeq, a predicted model, not a curated record